AUGGCAGGCUUUUACAAGAUAGACCCAGCACUUUCUACUUGUGUCACAGGAUGCUCUUGUUCCACUGACAAUUUUGGACGGAGUUUGUUAUGCAUAUCAUCAUUUCUGAGAAAGGUACCUGGGGACAUCCCUCAAGACAUUAGAAAAAUCAGAAUAGAAAAUUCUCACCUUACAGAAUUGCCUCGAGGAUCAUUCUCCAAUGUUAGUGCCUUGGAAUAUCUUUGGCUUAAUUUUAAUAAUAUCACAGUUAUGCAUCUAAAAAGCCUAGAACGCCUGAAGAAUCUGAAAGAGCUAAGACUGCAGGGAAACAAGUUGAGUUCAGUACCAUGGACAGCAUUUCAAGACACAACAGCUUUAAAAAUAUUGGAUCUAAAGCACAACCGGCUGGAUGUUCUCCCAGAACAUGCUCUCAGGUAUCUACCCAACCUGACCUACUUAGACCUAUCCUCAAAUCAGCUUACUGUUAUAUCCAGGGAUGUCUUCUUUAACUGGCCCAUGUACCAAAAAGCCCAGCAGGCUGAAAGGUGGAUGGACGCUAUCUCCAAUGCAGUCCUGGCUUUACAUGAUAACCCCUGGAUCUGUGACUGUCGCUUGAGGGGCUUUGUCCAGUUUAUCAAAUCCAUUGGCCCACCUGUUAUUCUGAUGAAUUCUUAUUUGACUUGUUCAAGCCCUAAAUUUAGGGCAGGGAAAUUCUUUUAUGACGUGGAGCUCAACAGUUGCAUGAAGCCAUUAACCUCAUCCGUUGAAGCCAACCUGACUGUACAGGUGGGGUUAAAUGUUACUUUGACCUGCUUGGUGCAAGCCAGACCUUCUCCUGUUGCCUGGUGGACCUAUGCACUAAAACAUUUAAGGGGAUUUAAUGUGUCCACUGCAUAUAUCGGUGAAGAUACAAUCAAAUCUGAGUUAAUCAUCCCUUCAGCUCGCCUUAUGGAUGAGGGCAAUUACACCUGCACAGCUGUCAACUUCAUUGGUAACAGCUCCACAAAGAUUUCCUUGAAAGUUCAAGCUCCCAGAGUGGUAUCCUCUUCCUCUUUCUCUUCAUCUGGUUCAGAAGAGCAUCCCUACAUUGAUGUGAGGAUUGCCAAGCAGACAGUGUAUGGUAUCACUUUGGAGUGGUAUGCAGUGACUGACAAUCCAAGUGAAACCUGGUACACCCUUCAUUUUGGGAGGUAUGAUGAUUCCACAAAGGAGAUGAUUUACAUUGGUCCUGGUGUCAACACAUACUCAGUCAAUGAUUUGCUGCCAGCUACCAAGUAUGAGCUGUGUGUUGCUUUAAGGAACCAAUCACCCCAAAAUGGACAGUGCAUUGUGUUUGUCACAGGCCGUGACAUCAGUGACCUGGAGCAGAGAGAGAAGCUCAUCCACAUCAUUAUUAUUGUGUGUGCCAUGGUGCUGGCAGUGCCUGCUGGGAUGUAUGCAUGCACCAUGGAGACCAGUUUUAACUGCCUAGAUAAGUGUUUUGAACUGUGCCGCAAGAACCGGAAAGGGCAGAAGAACCUGAGAGAAGGCAAGAAGGAAAACACCUUUGACAGCUUACCAAGUGGCAGUGAGGAAGGGCUGUGUCACCAAAACUCCGGUGAAGGCAAGAAAAAGCAGAAAACCCAGGAGACUAUGGAUAAACCCAACAAACAGAAGUCUGAUCACAGAAAUAGUGCUGACCUCUAUUAG
Alligator mississippiensis (American alligator) is the source of this 1668-nucleotide messenger RNA. RefSeq names its product leucine rich repeat, Ig-like and transmembrane domains 2 (gene LRIT2). The record is from RefSeq and is a predicted model, not a curated record. NCBI's taxonomy places the organism in Eukaryota, Metazoa, Chordata, Crocodylia, Alligatoridae. Gene Ontology annotation, molecular function: protein binding. The transcript is spliced from 4 exons. Bases 1 to 1668 code for a protein of 555 amino acids.